This is a messenger RNA of Plutella xylostella (diamondback moth), 2223 nucleotides long. RefSeq lists its product as uncharacterized. NCBI's taxonomy places the organism in Eukaryota, Metazoa, Arthropoda, Insecta, Lepidoptera, Plutellidae. The record is from RefSeq and is a predicted model, not a curated record.
AUGCUUUCCAGCAUGAAUGUGCGACGGCUGCUGUGGCUGGCCAGCACAGUUCUAGGCCAGCUGGUGCACUGCUGCCCGGCGGGGGUGCUGGGCGCCAUGCCGUUUGUUCUGGAGUACGCUAUCUGGCGCGGCUGGACUCAAGCUGUGCUUUAUACGCCCAAAAUGAAUAGUGCUUGCAGUUGGGCCACCGUGCGUCUGGUGAAGUGCUUGAACGUCAACGGUGUGGGGGCGGCAGUGGCGGGGGCGGGGGCGCCUCCGGGGGCGCGGGGGCGGCUGCGCACCCAGCUGGGGGUGGUCGUCUUCGCCCCCAGCAUUAACGACAAUGACAGCCUCGUGGGGCUGUUCAAACAGCUCGCCGAAUUGGAAAUGAACACGGCUCCGUUUGACUGGCUGGUCACGGCCAGGUCCGACCAGCACUUCCAGCAGCUCAACAAGAUCCUCAACGACUCCGCCAUCCGGUUCGACCAACACGUCAUCGUCGCCUACCCCACUAAAUUAAAAACUAAAUCCUUAGCAAUCUGUGAGGGGAACUUCGUCUAUAAACCGAAGAAGGAUAAAAGAAACAAGAAGUGGCGGUUCACCCCGGAAUGUAAUAACAACAGUGGCGCCGCCUGCAAGACGGAAUAUGAGAGGAACUAUUACAGAUCUUCGGAACGCUUUCAGAAUUUGACUCGCGGCAAAGUUUAUAAAUCUGCGGGAAAACUCCUCCCGUUGCUUCGCUCGGGGGUUUUGAAUAAUAACUAUUCUAGGGCGUUUGUAAUGAGGAAUAUUACUGAGUUCUCUCUAAACGCCAAGUUUGCUAGUUUCUGGCCGCGGAGCAGCGGUAGGGGUAAGGGGACUAUUCAUUUAGUGCAAUAUUUCAAGGUGCGUCUUAAUUCUACGCUGUAUGGAUACUAUUUAGGCAGCUGGGACCCCCAGAGCUCCAUGUCUGGCGUGGAGGCCCCCUACCCCGUGGAGGCUAGGAGCUUCCUCGGCGAGGCGCUGGUGGUGGGCCGCUGCAACUCCUCGGCCGGAGCCCCCGGCGCCGACGACGGGCCCUCCUCGCCCGCCCUGCUCGAUGAUACUCUGCACUUCCUGGCGGUCAAGUUGAAUGCUACGCCAACCACCAGAUACUUCACUAAGCUGGGGUUCCGCAGCUACGAGGGCGCGUGGACGGGGUUGCUGGGCGCGCUGGUGCAGCGCUGUGUGGACGUGGCGCUGGAGCCGGUCACCGCGCACGCGGCUCCGCACGGGGAGAUGGACUUCGUGUUUCCUAUCGCUGAGACUAUGUGCAACAUCUACAUCCACCACCAAGAGACCUCCACCGUCCGCGACAUAUUCCUGGCUCCGUUCAGCGCGCGCCUGCUUGCGUGCGUGGUGGCGGUGGCUCUCGCGGCCGCCGCCUCCGUGGCUCUGGUCUCCCGCCUGGCGCCUGCCCCCGAUGAGCGACCCAUGGAGUACGCGGAGGCACUACUGUGGUCUACUGGCAUACUUUGCCAGCAAGGAGGUAACCACACCCCGCGCAGCCCGGCCGCCAGCGCGCUGCUGGUGGUGUGCCUCCUGUUCGCGGUGGUCACCUACAACUCCUACGCAGCCUUCAUCACCUCCGUGCUGUCGGUGCGGGUCGCCAGUGUGGACACCGCCGCCGCCGUGCUCUAUUCUACCAACUUCAAGAUCGGCUAUAUCAGGAACGGGGCUGAUCAGAUGUACCUUAUGUCAACUAAAGACGCUGUUCUAAACACGUUCUACAUCCGCGGCUACUCGGACGCGGAGAACCUGGUGUCCUCAGCCGAGGAGGGGCUGGCGCGCGCCGCGGCACAGGACUAUGCGUUCUUCGCUGGGCAACGGGCAGCCAGAUCAACCCUGCGGUCGCUGAGCCAGGCGCGCGGACGCUGCGCCCUCCGCGAGCUGCCCGUGCCCUCCACCCGCGCGCACCUCGCCUUCCCCCUGCCCAGACACUCGCCCUACGCCCGGCCCACCCUCGUCAGCCUCCUCCAGCUGCGCAGCGGGGGCGCGCUGGCGCGGCUGGGCGCGGCGCUGGCGCCCCCCAUGCCGCGCUGCGAGCUGCCCGCCGGCUUCGCCUCCGCCCGGGCCGCUGACGUGCGCUCCGCUCUCAUACUGCUGGCUAUGGGGCUUGUUGCCGCUCUGUUGCUUGGUUUGGGAGAAUAUUGUUGGAAAAAUCGCCUGGAAAUUCAGAGAUCCGUGAUUAAAUCUUACCUUAAAAUGAAAGCACUUAUUCACUGA